Molecule: messenger RNA, 894 nt
Organism: Rhizophagus irregularis DAOM 181602=DAOM 197198
Lineage: Eukaryota; Fungi; Glomeromycota; Glomeromycetes; Glomerales; Glomeraceae
Product: Histone H3-like centromeric protein hH3v
Cellular component (GO): nucleosome
Molecular function (GO): DNA binding; structural constituent of chromatin; protein heterodimerization activity
Source: RefSeq, a predicted model, not a curated record
GCGUUUAAUUUUCUCUUUAACAGAACCAAGAGAAGUUGAAAUAAUCUGACGUAGAAGUUGUUUUAACAAAUCGUUACUAUUAACAAAUUACUUUUGUGUGUGUAAAUUGCAAAGUGAGGGAAAAAAGAACACUAUGGCCAGACAACCACGAACCACCUCUACAACCUCUCCUGGAACUAGGGUAGCCAAACGUCGAUUGGCAACAGUAAAAAAGUUGCCCAGACCCGCGGCUUCAGGCAGUAAAACCACGCCUACGGGGAAAUCUAGACCUGGAGAUCCAAUCAGACCACAAAAACCGAGAAGAUAUAGGCCUGGUACUGUUGCUUUACGUGAAAUUAGACAAUUUCAAAAGACUACUAAUCUUUUAAUUAGGAAGUUGCCUUUUUCACGGGUUGUUCGAGAGAUAGCCAUCGAGGUCCUAGGACCUCAUUCAAACGUAGGAUACCGAUGGCAGUCAGUUGCCAUUUUAGCACUUCAAGAAGCUACUGAAGCUUAUCUGGUUCAUUUAUUCGAGGACGCCAACUUAUGCGCAAUUCAUGCAAAAAGAGUUACAAUAAUGCAAAAAGACAUUCAACUGGCGCGAAGAAUUCGUGGUGUUUGGGGAGGUCUCGGCUAAAUAAUAAUUUUCACGAACUUACGGGUAGAUUAGAAUAUGGGCAUCCUAGUUUGUACAGCAAAUAUUGUAUGCUUAGAUUUUUUUUUUUCAUUUUAUUUUCAAGAUUAUAGAUUUGUCGUUAGUUAAAUGUAAAUAAAAUUUAUUCUUGCGUUUAAGUUACAUAUCAAGUAAUAAUCGCGUAGAAUAAAUUAUUUCUCUUUUACAAUCAAUUUUUGAAUGUAUUCAUUUCAAACUUUAUCAAAUAUGAAUAAAUUCUUUAAAUAGUAAAUAAUUAUUUC